CAUAAAACUACAUUGGAAUAUUUAAUAGUUUAAAUAAACAAGUGACUACAAUUUAAUAGUUAUACCAGUUUUCAUUUUCUAGAUCAAUUAGCCAAAUGAGCCAUCAAGAUGUCGUUACAUUUUGUGUUUUCAGACACCAGCGUGUGUACAGGAUGUUGUGCAACAUUGGAUCACAUAGUAACAUAUCUAUUUAAGCAAUUAGUACAGAAAUCUAGCAACAAGGCAUCGAAUCCGCGCCAACCGCCGCCAACGACGAGCAACAUGUUCAUAGAAGUGUUACAGAGACGACCGGAAAUUAUGCAACAACUAUUAGCUACCGUGUUGAACGUGAUAAUGUUCGAGGACUGUUGCAACCAAUGGUCGAUGUCGCGACCACUCCUCGGGCUGAUCCUCCUGAACGAGGAGCAGUUCUCCCGCAUCAGGGCGGAGAUGAUCGCGCAGCAGCCGCGCGACAAGCAGCCGCAGCUCGCGCAGUGGUUCACCGGACUGAUGGCCGGCAUCGAGCCUAACCUCCUCACCAAGAACAGGGACAGGUUCACGCAAAACUUGUCUAUAUUCAGAAGAGAUAUAAACGAUCUACUGAAGGGCACGACCGUCAACACCGCCUCAGUCAACGACAUGAUGACGUCGUAAUGCGACCACAAACACCCACACGCAAAUGGACACAAAUAUAAAUUAAGCCAAAUCUAAUUCACAACAAAAACGUCGGUGGUUACUUUUUGACUCACGUUAAAUAAUUUUCUUAUUAAGUUUCUUUAGAAGAAACGAAACUUCAUGUCAACUUACAGUAUAUAAAAAUUCGAUUUUUAUUUAAAAAGGAUGAGCGUGUUGCCAUCUCUUGUCUUGUGCAGAUCUGGGGUUCUAUUCUGGAAUCGUUCGUUUCCCGACGAUCGUUCGCUUCGAAAGCGAGUAACUUUCAAUUUGUCUUCACGCUAGAUACGACUGAGCUAAGCGAGUGCGUUUCCUUGAUAUUCAUAUCUUUUCAUUC
This is a messenger RNA of Diatraea saccharalis (sugarcane borer), 988 nucleotides long. The record is from the annotation of a GenBank genome assembly. Lineage: Eukaryota; Metazoa; Arthropoda; Insecta; Lepidoptera; Crambidae.